GAGAAAUUCCGAGAAGUCCUAAAUUUUAGAAAAAAUCAAAAUACUUUUAAACUGCCGAAAAUAUGACAGAUACAAGCUAAUUGGAUAUGACGUUUAUCCUCUACAUGUAGACUGGUAGUUGUUCUGCGAUGUUGGUGAGCAGAUAUCGUCCAAUUCUGUACUUGCAGUACUUGUUACUAUUCCUGGAUCUCUUCCUCAACAGCUUUUCCAACCUCAUGCGCUUUGAGAAUGUCGUCCUGCUAGUUUUAUAUGUAAUCCAGGAUGUCUGCAUCAUAUUUGCAGUUAUCGUUGUGUUCCUCGUCUUCUUCAACACUUACAUCUUCCAAGCUGGUCUUGUCAGCAUCCUCAUCAACAAGUUCAAGUGGACGAUCAUCGUUACAUUCAUUUACUUUGUAUUAUGUGUGGGGCUUCAUGUUUGGGAAAUGACUAUGCGAUGGGCAGUGGAUGACCCAACUGCUUAUAUAUGGAAUGACGGAUUCCGGGCGAUUUUUGCACUUCAAAAAAUAGUCUCAGUAUUGUAUUACUACUUUUACAAACGAACAGCUUUGAGACUUGGUGACCCACGAUUUUAUGAGGAAAGUGAAUGGGUUCGACAGGAAUUUGAAAAAAGGAGAUAGUAACCCGUACUAAUAAUGUCGGGUAGGCAGUGGGUGAGAAUACAUCAUCCUAGCAGCAACAAUGCUUGACAUCCGUCCAAUAUCUGAAGCAUGCUCUUCUGAAAUCAUCUUGGCAAGUGUUAACAGGAUAUAUGACUUGGAGAAUGAGAAAGACAAAUAACUAGCAAUCACUUACUGGUAACUGGAGCAUCAAUUUUGGUUUAUGUCUCACAGUCUUAUGAUUGACACAAGAUUAUGAAUUGGACUAG
Messenger RNA from Owenia fusiformis, 865 nucleotides. The record is from the annotation of a GenBank genome assembly. NCBI's taxonomy places the organism in Eukaryota, Metazoa, Annelida, Polychaeta, Sabellida, Oweniidae.